AUGGAGGGUUUCGAUACCAUGGCCAUGCCAUAUCUGGCCAGUCCGUUGUCACUGGGCAAUAUCCAGGGCGCUGACUACCUUAAUGCCAUGCCUGGUAUUGAUAUACCCGAUCAACGCUCGAAUUUCGACUCGGACACAUUCGUUAGCGGCGAGGAUAUUCCCUUCACCCAGCACAGCUUGCCGAAUACAUUGAAACGCUUCUCUUCGGGGUACGACGAUCCCUUCACGGAAAUGGUGACCCCGUUCGACCCCGCACCCUCCGAACAACCCCCGGACUCGUCUAUUGACCACAAUAACAAGUUGCUGAGUUUCUCAAUGCCCGCGUAUAAUUUUACUCUGCUUGAUUAUUCGUUGCGGAGGACAUCUUUAUCGUUGUCGGCUCAGUUACAUGGCAUGUUCUUCCUCGCAGAAUCACCUUGGACCACAUCCCCGACUGAAAACGUACCGCCUCAACAAGGGGCGGAGUUGACCUGCUACCGGCGCAACUUGUUCCAGAUUACAGGCUCCGUGACCCUGCCACGCAGUCUACGGUACAUCAUGACCGAGCAGGGUGAUCGUAUACCUAUUCUCGCGCAAGAACUCUGCGUUUCCGCCACCGAGUCGGUGGAGGGUAAUUCGGUCAAAAUCAUCUCAGUGCCCUGGAAAACGCCCGCUGCCAAUGGCAAUCAACCGACUGAUGACAAUGGCGCUAGUAACAACAAUACCAAAGUGGAAAAAGAACCACCGCCAGUUCCAUUGGACAUCAUGGCGGGCCAAGACCUGGACACCGACUACGCGACCUUCCCAAUUGCUUGGAAGCGGCUACAAUUCCGUGUUGCGACGGCCAACAACGGGCGGAGGAAAGAGCUGCAACAGCAUUUCGUUGUCCGACUGAAGGUUGUUGCGACUUUGUCCACUGGCGCCAAAAUCCCGAUCUGCGAGGUACAUUCGGGACCUGUGAUUGUGCGAGGCCGUAGUCCGCGCAAUUUCCAAUCUCGUAAGGACUUACCUCUAAGCAACAGCGCUGCCGCAUCCAGAAAGAGCGCCCACGCUGCUGCUCUCAACCGCACCCCUACCAGUGAUACCGAAGCCCGGCCCAGUUUGACCCCAGGCAAGGCGAAGUCCACGGCUAAAAGCACCUCGCCGGACACUUCGCUUCCUCAGCCUGCCAUUGCAGCGCAGCGACAGUCGUCCCCUGACUGGACUCAGAUACCUCACUCAUCGGGAGGCGCGCUUUCUUCUACACCCCUACCUCAACCGUCAAUUUAUCCUCAGUCUAGUCCGGAAUUUUCUCGCAUGACGGACAGCCAAAGACGGUCCAGUGCUAUGGCAGCACCCAUCAACCUUUCCCUACUAGAUGACGAUACGGGUGGCGAUGGUGUCAACUUGGUCGAUUCAGCCAGGCCGGCCUCGUACACUAACGACGUCUCGCACAAGAGUCGCGAGAUGGGCAGUUCUGCGCCGCCUACCAAAAUGCGCAAACUCUCCCACGGAGUGUCCCAGGCGCAGUCACGAAGCACAUCAACGUCGCUACCCCUGCUAAACACCGCGAGCCUGCAGCAACCCUUUGCAUCGUCUCUUCCGUUUCCGAACGAGAGUGCUGAUCUAUUGUAUGAGUAUUUUCCUCUGGGCUUGGACGAUUGGCAAGCACCGGUGGAUGCAGUCUAUCGUCCACAUGUGGUGCAUCACACCAAUAUGCCAGAAAUGAAAUUUGUCGCUGCGAGAGGGAGAAGCAAGCGGUAUUUUGCUGCGGAAGAUGUCUUUUAA
Molecule: messenger RNA, 1746 nt
Organism: Aspergillus thermomutatus
Lineage: Eukaryota; Fungi; Ascomycota; Eurotiomycetes; Eurotiales; Aspergillaceae
Product: NDT80/PhoG-like DNA-binding family protein
Exons: 2
Coding region: 1-1746 (581 amino acids)
Biological process (GO): positive regulation of transcription by RNA polymerase II; meiotic cell cycle
Cellular component (GO): nuclear chromosome
Molecular function (GO): DNA-binding transcription factor activity; DNA binding
Source: RefSeq, a predicted model, not a curated record